AUGAGGUCUCCCAACUCAUAUUGCAUGUCUGCCGAGGAGGGUGAAGGCGAGGCCAGUCCCUCAAGCGACUUUUCCAAAGUAGAUGUGGGAAAAGCCAUUCUGCCAUACAGUUCAAUGUACAUAUUUUCUCCAUCCAAUCCCAUUCGCCGAUUCUGUCACUUUGUGGUGAAUUUACGAUACUUUGACCUCUUCAUCAUGAUUGUGAUUGCAUCGAGUAGUAUAUCUCUCGCAGCCGAAGAUCCGCUGAUUGACUUGGGCGUAGUCCUCCAUCCCCAUUCUUACUUCCGUGAUCCGUGGAACGUUCUUGACGCUGUUGUUGUUCUAGGAGCCCUUGUAGCCUUCUCCAAGAAAAACUUGGGGACCAUCAAAUCCCUACGGGUUCUACGUGUGCUGCGUCCACUGAAAACAAUUCGACGAGUCCCGAAGUUGAAGGCGGUCUUUGACUGUGUUGUCAGCUCACUAAAGAACGUCUUCAACAUCCUCAUCGUCUACAUCCUUUUUCAACUCAUUUUUGGUGUGGUAGCAGUUCAACUGUUUCAAGGGAAAUUCUUUGCAUGCAAUGAUUUAUCUAAGGAGACACGCGAGGAGUGCCAUUUAGUGACCUUGUUUAACCUUUAUCCCAGGGGUUACUUUAUCUCUUACGAGCAUUCUGACAUACCAGAGGUUAAGCCGAGGAUAUGGUCCGCUCGAGCUUUCAACUACGACAACCUUAUCUACGCCAUGCUCACACUCUUCACUGUCACAACUGGAGAGGGCUGGCCUGAUGUCAUGAAGAAUUCAAUUGACGCGACUGAUGUCAAUCGCGGGCCCAAAACAGACUAUCGGCAACAAGUUGCCAUUUUCUAUGUCAUCUUUUUUGUUGUUUUUCCAUUCUUCUUUGUCAACAUCUUCGUCGCCCUAAUUAUCAUUACCUUCAAGGAACAGGGAGAAAAUGAACUUGUCGACCAUGAACUGGACAAGAAUCAGAAGCAAUGCAUUGAUUUUGCUAUUAACGCUCGACCGCUAUGUCGCUAUAUGCCGGGGGAUCCAAAGUCAUUCAAAUAUCGCAUAUGGCAAUUGGUUGUAUCAGGACCCUUUGAGUACUUUAUAAUGACCAUGAUAGCCCUCAACACACUCAUUCUCAUGAUGAAGUUUCAUCGGCCGGAAAAGUCACUUCGUUCCGCCUUAGAACCCGAUGACAAUACAAAAGCCUACGAAAGUUAUUGUGCCUCUUUAAUGUAUCUCAAUACUGCCUUUACUGGAAUGUUCACCAUUGAGUGCCUUCUGAAAAUCUUGGCUUUUGGUCCACGCAAUUAUUUUAGGGACCGGUGGAACAUCUUCGACUUCAUCACAGUCAUCGGCAGUAUCACAGAUGUCUUAGUAACAAGUUUACAGGACACAUCUUUUCUGAAUUUGGGCUUCCUUCGACUCUUCAGAGCAGCACGACUAGUAAAGAUGCUUCGACAAGGCUACACCAUACGAAUCCUCCUGUGGACAUUCAUUCAAUCCUUCAAGGCUCUUCCAUACGUCUGUCUCCUCAUUGCUAUGCUCUUCUUCAUCUAUGCCAUCGUUUUUGGAACAAUCGCUGUGGAUGAUCCAUCAAGUCAAAUAACAAUACAAACAAACUUUCGAACGUUUGGUAACGCUCUCUUGUUGUUAUUUAGAUGUUCGACAGGCGAGUCGUGGCAAGAAUUGAUGCUGUCCUGUGACUACCCUCAACGGUGUGCGAACAAGCCUGAAAAUACCUGCGGCAGUGCGGGCACCUACGUCUACUUCGUUUCCUUCAUCUUCCUCUGCACUUUCCUUAUGUUAAACCUUUUUGUGGCGGUGAUAAUGGACAACUUUGACUACCUCACUCGUGACUCUUCCAUUCUUGGCUCACACCACCUAGAGGAGUUUAUCCGCGUGUGGGCUGAGUACGACCCAGCUGCUACGGGUCGCAUCCAUCAUACCGAUAUGUACGAGAUGCUACGCAAACUUGAACCUCCGGUUGGAUUUGGCAAGAAGUGCCCAUAUCGGUUGGCCUAUCGAAAGCUAAUUCGGAUGAACCUGCCUCUGGAUGAUCAUGGAUGCGUCCAUUUUAAUACAACACUGUUUGCGUUGAUUCGUGAGUCACUGAGCAUAAAAAUGGGUCCAGCCUCAGUGAUGGACAUCAAAGAUGCUGAACUGAGGGACACGGUCCGUGAAAUGUGGCCACUGCAGGCUAAAAGGAUGCUCAACCUUCUGGUCCCCAGUGAUGACGAACUUACCUGUGGAAAGAUGACAACGGGAAAGAUCUACGCUGGUCUCCUUAUUUACGAGAAUUGGAUAGCUAAUGGGAGAUCAGACCAACGUCAGGUUCCUGUGAGGAUUCUGCCAGAUAGCGUGUAUCAAAAAGCAAGACUUGACGAAAUCAAAUCGCAACGGAAAGUCUCUUACAUCAAUUCAACUCACCGGGAUCCACAAAUUGAUCCACCCAUUAAUUCCACUCAAGAACGUGAGAAGCGACAUUUAACUGUGAACGAAGCGGAAAUGGCCAUGCAGCACGGGGAAAAGGUGGACACUGGCGAAACUUCCGCAGACCUACAUCUGGUCACAAGUUCUAAUCACUCACCGCCGACAUGCGAACUACGACCACCGGCACCCCGAGGUCUCAUGCCACCCAUAGGAGGAACUGAGUGCUCAACAGCAGGAUCCUCGCGGCCCCCAAGUCCUUUCUUGGACUUUGCAUCUGCUGUCACCUCAUUGAUGCAGCAAAUGAACCUCAUGGUAGAGAGAGAACGAAGUCAAAAGUUUCUUGGCAAGUUUGAAAAUCUCGGAGAACAGUUAAACGACGACUACUAUUACUACUACAUUUCGAUUCCACAAAUUAUCCUUAAAUGUUUUAUCGAAAACCAAGAACAAAGGACGGCGACACAUCCCAAAAUCAAGCUAUGGAUGCUCCAGAACUGA
Hydatigera taeniaeformis is the source of this 2910-nucleotide messenger RNA. The record is from the annotation of a GenBank genome assembly. NCBI's taxonomy places the organism in Eukaryota, Metazoa, Platyhelminthes, Cestoda, Cyclophyllidea, Taeniidae.